CAAUUUUAUUACAAAAUAAAUAAAUACAAAAGUAAGAAUUUUUGAGCUUGGCUCAUAAAAUUACUUACAAACAAAUUCUCCCUGAAAUCUGAGUAACCAAUAACAACAAUGUUAAAAACAAAAGUGUUCUUAAUUAAAUUUCCAUAAGAUAAAGUUCGUCAUAAUCUGGAAGUAGAAUAUUCAUAAAUAUAAAUUGAAAAUAAUGCGAAAAGUAUGCACCGAAUGCUUUUAUUUUAAUAUUUACAAAGUUUUUAUUUUAUCAUGAGGUGGAGUGAAAACGAGACAUUGGAAUUUGUGAGGAUUUACCUCCGCCACGAAUGUCUGUGGAACCCAGCCAGUGUGGACUAUAAAACGCGUUGUGUACGUGAGAAAGCAUUCUCCGACAUUGUAACUGAACUGAAGUCAGCCACCGGUAUUGUCCUGGAUGAAGAUGAAGUUAAAGUAAAAAUAAAGAGUCUCAGAUCUACUUAUGUUCAAGAGAUAGCUAAAAUUCGGCUGAGAUCCAGUUCAGGGUCUGUGUACAAACCGACAAUCAAAUGGUUUGACGUGUGGCACAAAUGUCUAGAUCGUGUGAAGCGAAAUUACCGUAAAAGAGACCAAGAAAUUGAAACGCCAGAACAAGAAGAUCCAUGUUCAGAAAUGUGGAUUCUGGAAUCAACAGAGAACGCAGAAACCGAGGAAGCUGAUCCGUUUGUAUCACAAACUGAGAAAUACCAAGUCAUGUUUAAGUCUGAGCCAAAGGAGACAUGCAGUCUGUCCCCAGACCCUUUCAAACCCAAAGAUAAAAUGAAACGUAUACAUUUAAGUACGGACCUUUCAGAGGAAUCACACAGGACCAGCGUAGUGUCUAAUUCACAACUGAGAGAGGAUGAAUUUGACAUUUAUGGUAAAUAUAUUGCGUCUCAGCUGAGAAACAUGGAUUUACAGAAAGCUAUUAGAGUACAAUUGGAAAUACAGAGUAUAGUGAGUGAAGCUCGGUUAUCUUGUUUAAGUGGACAUUAAAACUUGUGUGUGAAAAAAUAUUUUUAACUAUAUGUAAGUAAGUAUGUACUUACAUUUAUGUAUGUUUAUUAAUGUUAGUUAAUGUACCUGUGCUAAAAAGUUAUUUAUUUAUGAAUAUAAGAUAAGGUAAUGAAAGAAAAUUUUACUUUAAUAAAAAAAUAUUAUAAAAAGCAUAGACACAACCCUCAGAAUAAUAGAUCAGACCUCAAAAAAACCCUCACCUGUGGUGGUCACCCACCCACAGACAACUAUUGAAAUUUUAUAAACAAAAAGUAAUAUAAAUAAAGAAAUUAUCUAUUACAUGUA
Amyelois transitella is the source of this 1308-nucleotide messenger RNA. RefSeq lists its product as uncharacterized. Lineage: Eukaryota; Metazoa; Arthropoda; Insecta; Lepidoptera; Pyralidae. The coding region runs from base 262 to 1002 and encodes 246 amino acids. The record is from RefSeq and is a predicted model, not a curated record. The transcript has 3 exons.